AUGUCGCUGGACGUCACCCAGGAAAGACUGGAACCCAAUACCCAGAGCAUUGCCCCUGGACGCAACGAGCUUUCUGCCUGCCACCGAUUCUGCUCGACACCAGAACUAAUCUUCUUGUGCUUUGAGCUAGCGCCACUUCAAACAGUGGUCAAUUAUCAACGAGUCUGUAAAUCGUGGUACAGCAUUGUCAGCAGCUCCGACAUUCUACAGCAUCGACUUAACCACAACGAGUACGGCUUAGCCCUCAACGGAAGACAACAGCUCGUACUGCAGCAUCAGAUUGACACUCUGAUUCUCCGCUGUCGAGAGGACCCCUGCAUCGGCUACCUAGUCAACGAUCACUCGGACGAUGAUGUGCCAGACCGUCACUGGCAGAUCCGACAUACUGCUCUGGGCCGUCAAAUAGGGUCAUACUGGAUUGAUGAAUGCAGCCAGGCUUCUCGACAGCGCCGAGUUCGAUACGAGCUCCCCCCAGUCUGCUUCGCCAACUUCCAUCCGCCAGACGCAGCCAUCCUUGUCUACUCAGUCUCUGAUUACGAGAGCUUUGAGGAGAUUCGACAGUUUUACUACACUUACUACGGUUAUGUCAAGGAUUCCAACAAGAGAAUGAACCGCACGAUGCCGUUCUUAAUAGUCGUGGCUAACAAGACUGAUUUGCCUGAGCAUGAGUGGCAAGUACCCGCGGAAGUCGGCAGGCACUUCAACGAUAGUAUUGAUGCGCCCUUCCUCCAAGUCUCCACCAAGACUGGUGAAGGUAUCCCUCAAGAUGCCAGCGAUGUGGUGGUGAAGAGGAUCUUGUAUGAGCAUUGGAUGACACGAGUACGUCUUACGCUUCAUGGAUGGUCUCGGAACCGAGCGAGAUCAUCGUGGGCUGGUGCAGUUCUGCAAAGCUUGAUAUCCUUCUUUCAAGUUCGGCUGUUAGGGUGA
Messenger RNA from Fulvia fulva, 927 nucleotides. RefSeq lists its product as uncharacterized. Bases 1 to 927 code for a protein of 308 amino acids. Gene Ontology annotation, molecular function: GTPase activity; protein binding; GTP binding. The record is from RefSeq and is a predicted model, not a curated record. NCBI's taxonomy places the organism in Eukaryota, Fungi, Ascomycota, Dothideomycetes, Mycosphaerellales, Mycosphaerellaceae. The transcript is spliced from 2 exons.